Molecule: messenger RNA, 216 nt
Organism: Acaulospora morrowiae
Lineage: Eukaryota; Fungi; Glomeromycota; Glomeromycetes; Diversisporales; Acaulosporaceae
Source: the annotation of a GenBank genome assembly
AUGUUGACUAAAAUACGACGACAUCUUGCGCUCAAAAAUUAUCAGUAUGAAAUUACGACCGCACUAUAUAUGCUUGAACCCUGGGAAAAAGCACUUUUCAACUCAAUUGUCACCAUAAUACUUGGAUUCCUUACCUACACUACAGUAUUUUAUCUGCCUGAGCAACUUUCCUAUGUCGCUGCCAGCAUAGCAGAUUACACCUCAGCUUUCUAUUAA